UAUUAAUAUAGAUAAUGUUGAGAGAAUGUUGACUGAGUUUAAAUAUAUUAAAAUAAAUGAAAAGAAUUUAUUUGAUUUAAUAAAUAUAUGUCCUCGUAUUCUCUUGUAUGAUAUAAAUGAAAUAAAAGAAUUAUUACAGCUUUAUAGAACAUUAGAUAUACCAUACGAGUUAUCUCAUAUAAAUAUAAAAUGUUUAUCAGUGAAGAAAAAAGAAUUUCUAGAAAGAUAUAGAGAUUUUGAAAAUAAUGAAGAAUUAGCUAUAUGGUUAAAACAUCCACGAUUAUUACAAUUAAUUUAUUAUUAUAAAUCAGUUAAGAAACGUUUAUAUUAUAUGAAAUAUUUAAAUUGCAUAGACAGUGCAAAUGCUCAAAUAUAUUUAUCAUCAAAGGAAUUCUUUUUCAGAUUCAUAGAAGGAGAUUAUCAUGCAAAAACUAGAAAAAAAAAUAUAUUAUACAUUUUGCAUAAAGAAUUUGGAAAAGAUGUUAAUCUAUUACCUUCAAUUCGAAAACAUCCUUAUUGGAAAUAUGUUCCUUUGUUAAGCAUUAUUAAGUCAAUACAAUAUUUAAAGGAACGUUAUUUAAUAGAAGAUAUAUGUCAAAAUAUUCAUAUUAUAUUGUAUCCAAGAUUGAAGAUUGAUUGCACAUUGAAAUCGUUGUAUAAAAAAUAUUCACAAGAGGAAUACAAUUUUACUUCUAUUCAUUACUUAUCAUUAUGCUUAUAUGAAUUAGAAAAAAAAUAUUAUUUUAGUGGAGAUGGAAUUUGGCCAAAUGAAACAUCAGUUUUCAAAUCAAUUAUUUUUGAAGAUUUAUAUGAAUUUGAUAAUUUUAUUAAAUAUGUAAAUAACAAUAAUAACGAAAUAAACGAUCUAAGUGGAACAGCAUGGUUUGAAUAUUUACUUCGAUAAUAAAUACAU
Molecule: messenger RNA, 913 nt
Organism: Apis florea (little honeybee)
Lineage: Eukaryota; Metazoa; Arthropoda; Insecta; Hymenoptera; Apidae
Gene: mTerf5
Product: mitochondrial transcription termination factor 5
Source: RefSeq, a predicted model, not a curated record